Molecule: messenger RNA, 1311 nt
Organism: Xenia sp. Carnegie-2017
Lineage: Eukaryota; Metazoa; Cnidaria; Anthozoa; Malacalcyonacea; Xeniidae
Product: achaete-scute homolog 3-like
Exons: 5
Coding region: 428-1051 (207 amino acids)
Biological process (GO): developmental process; regulation of transcription by RNA polymerase II
Molecular function (GO): protein dimerization activity; DNA-binding transcription factor activity, RNA polymerase II-specific; RNA polymerase II transcription regulatory region sequence-specific DNA binding
Source: RefSeq, a predicted model, not a curated record
UACAUGAGUGAGAUUUAAGAAGACAAAUACUUGCAAUAGCAAGAGGCCAAACUUUAAUAGUGUCUUAAAGAGACAGUUAACUCCAAAAAAAGCUUGCUGAAAAUGGCCUUGCUGAAGUUGCAUUUGCAGAUAAUUUACACAAAAUUCAUGGCCCGUUGCAUAGGGUCCAAUAUUGAUGUUGUACCUUCAAUGUGUCACAAAAUUUUAUGCAAAAGUUCAUACAAAACCUGAAAGGUACUCCACGAAACCAUUGUAUAAAGACUGCGCGUGAUGCAAGAUACUUAAUUAGUUCACAUUGGGUGUCCUUGGUCGAGAUCAAGAAGCGAAGCUUUCUAUAACAAUUGCAUUUGCAAUGCAAGCAAGAAACGCUUUAUGCUUAUUAUUGAAGAGACGUAGAAUAAAAGCAAUUUCAUAGUGUCUUGGAAACAUGUCGAGACCUCACUUCAAUGUCGACAGACUAGGGAUGCUUUCCUUGAGACAUUUUGAACUGGAAAACCAAGCAAACGAUCUUCGUUAUCUGCAUUUGAAGGAGAGGAGUUCGAUCAGCCCCUCGCCGCUUCAGUGGACAGACGAUUGGGAGAGUCCAUUAACCUCACCAACAGAAAACAGUUUUCACGAAAACAACGAGAACGAAGACAUUUUGGAUCAAACGAAUGACGAAACCUUUCGUUAUGGCGUCGAAAAUCACGAUAAAGAUAGAUUUUCUUUUGAAGAAACGACGUGUCGGUACAGAAGAGGAGCUAAUGUUACGGGAGGUGGCUCCAAACGCAACGAACGCGAACGCAACAGAGUUCGUCUGAUCAGCGAAGGCUUCGGAGAACUACGCAAACACGUGAUGAUUCAACCGUGCAAGAGGAGACUACCAAAGCUGCAAAUACUGCGAAUGGCAAUACUAUACAUCAAAGACCUCGAGAAUAUGAUUUGUGAGAGCGAUAUGAAGCAAUCUCUCGGGCAUAUCAACAGGCCGUCAUACUGUUCUCCAAGCGUGAGACCGCAGAAGACCUACCAAGAAGAACACAAACACGGUGAGCCAUGUUCCGGUGAGGAAUGAACACCAAACCUUUAUUCCCAACCACGUGCUGUUUUUAAGCGACUCACGGAGUAAGAAUACAAAUAUGAGUGAGCGAAGACCAGAUGUUACAGUAGUUUCCAUGUAAUCUUGAGCGUAGUUGAUAUUUUUGAAGUCAGAUAGACAUAUUUAAUCCGAAGCUAAUAUUUAGUGGAUAGGAAGUAGUUUUCAAUUUAGCAUUCAUUUUUAGUUAUAAAGAAGUAGUUUUUCAACCAAUACACGGAAUUAUGCUCCAUGAAAAA